CCAAAUUCUAGCUUAAGUCCCCUGCUUAUUAUCAAAUCACCUUAAACUACCGAAUGCUCUUGUUGGUCCGAGCGAGAAGAAAAAUUAGCUCCAAAGCUCGCAACCGCUCAAUCCACCAUUGUUCGGAAGGCCUGCGAAAUGAUGGAGAAGACACGAAUCCCUCUUCGUCAUGGACUCGCGCGAUCAGGUCCUCCGCCGACCUCCGCCGCUACGGCCACGUUCUCUCCCUCUAUGCCCAGAUGCUCAGAUCCGGUUACCACCCGGACCCCUUCGCCAUUUCUGCUGCUCUCAAGGCGUGCGCUCGCGCUCCUUUCAUGGCUGCCGCCGUCGCCAUUCAUGCCCAAAUACACAAGCUCGGACAUCGUACUGAUGUCUAUACACAGACCGCGCUCGUUGGCCUUUACUCCAAGCUCGACGGAAUUGUAACCGCUCAGAAGGUUUUUGAUGAAAUGCCCAACCGAAAUGUCGUCUCCUGGAACUCAAUACUCAGUUGUUACAUCAGAGCUUUGGACAUAACGGAUGCACGCAGGGUGUUCGAUGAAAUGCCUCUUAAAGACGUGGUAUCCUGGAAUUCAAUGGUUUCGGGUUACGCAAAAGCCGGUGACAUGGACCGCGCCACUGAGCUUUUCUGGGCCAUGCCGGAAAGGAACCCAGCUUCAUGGAAUGUAAUGAUCAGUGCAUACAUUGAUCGCGGAGAUAUGGCACGGGCAAGAAAGUUGUUUGAUGUAAUGCCACAGAGGAGCAAUAUAUCUUGGAAUGCAAUGAUUACUGGUUACUCAAGACGUGGAGAUGUCACUUCUUCAGAAGAGCUCUUUAAAAAGAUGGAUACAAAGGACAUAUUUUCAUGGAAUGCAAUGAUUUCUUGCUAUGUUCAGAAUGGCUUCUCAAGAGAUGCAAUUCAGUUGUUCAACAGAAUGCGAAAGCCCGAUGCUAAUGUUAAUCCUGAUGAGAUGACCUUUUCAAGUGUUAUCUCUGCUUGCUCCCACCUGGGAGAGUUGAAAUUUGGUAUAUGGAUUGAGGAUUAUAUAUGCUCCAUUGGGAUAGAGUUGGAUGAUCAUUUGCGCACUGCUUUUAUAGAUUUGUAUUCCAAAUGUGGAGGCAUGGAUCAGGCUUUCAAACACUACCACCAUCUCAGGAAGAAGGAUGUAGUAUCAUACAGUGCUAUGAUAUUAGGAUGUGGCAUAAAUGGAAGGUGUGGUGAAGCUAUUAGUUUGUUUGAUGAUAUGGUGAGAUCAAAGAUUGCACCAAAUUCAGCAACUUUUGUAGGACUUCUCACAGCAUAUAAUCAUGCUGGUCUGGUUGAUGAAGGCAAUAGAUGCUUUGCUUCUAUGUGGAGCAAGUAUCUUGUUUCACCAUCAACUGAUCACUAUGCUAUUAUGGUGGAUCUUCUUGGUAGAAAAGGCAGAUUAGAAGAAGCUCAUCAACUGAUUCUGGCAAUGCCAAUGGAACCCCAUGCUGGUGUUUGGGGAGCAUUGCUUCUCUCUUGUAGAUUGCAUGGAAAUGUAAAACUUGGCGAGCUCGCCGCAAAAAAUUGCUUUGAGUUAGCACCAGAUUCCAGUGGUUACCAUGUUAUCCUGGCCAGUAUUUAUGCUGAAGCUGGGGAGUGGGAGAAAGCUAAGAGUCUAAGGAAAGUAAUGGUAGAGAAGGGAUUAGCUAAGGUGCCAGGGUGCAGUUGGGUGGAGCCUAAAUGAUCCUGUUGUGUUAUUUGAGGGAAGAAAUUUUCUGUGACAGAGUAGUCUUGGUUGAGGCUUAGUUAUGGGUGCAGCUGGGGCGUAAUGAAUCAAACUUGCCAACAGUUUCCAUAAUAUUUCUUAUAUUCUGCGAAGUGUGUGCUGGUACUUAUUUGGGGGAUGUGAAGAUGAUUGGUUAUUUCAGUGAGGGAUGACUGUGGAACUGAUUCAUUGGAUGAAGGGAAGGAUAAAUGACAGGCCAAGUUGCCAUUGUAAGUCACUGAACAAGAAAUGCUGGAAGGAAAAAAAUGCUUGUAGAUGGUUUGAAGUUAACUGGCAGUUGAUUUGAAGAGCUAGAAAUUUUGUCAGAACCAUGAACUAGCACUUGUUUUCGUUGUCUAUACACAAGCUUCAACCAAAGAAAUGGAUAAGAAAAAAUAGGAGCUUGUUCUGCCUUUAUUUACAGAUGUAAAAGCUGAAUGGGAUUGUAGUUUGUCUUGUAUGAACUGGUAAGUAAUGCUGAUGCCCAACUGACUCAUUUAAUCCUAUACUCCGAAUCCUUGAAGUGUCUUGGUGAUCCUUCAGAAAUCUUUCUUAAUAAUAGCCCAAUUAUAUUC
Dendrobium catenatum is the source of this 2287-nucleotide messenger RNA. Its product is annotated as pentatricopeptide repeat-containing protein At4g22760-like. Gene Ontology annotation, biological process: RNA modification. The transcript has a single exon. Gene Ontology annotation, molecular function: protein binding; RNA binding. NCBI's taxonomy places the organism in Eukaryota, Viridiplantae, Streptophyta, Magnoliopsida, Asparagales, Orchidaceae. The record is from RefSeq and is a predicted model, not a curated record. Bases 54 to 1691 code for a protein of 545 amino acids.